AUAGAAACAGUAUUUAAUUUAUUUUAAUUACAAGAAAUGUUAUAGUCAACCAAUUAAGGGAAAUUUAAACAACAUGGAAAUUAGUGAUAGGAUUGAUUUGUUCAAGAAAUAUUUUAUGUAUUUCUGCUUUUAAAGGCAAAUACACAAAACACCACAAGAUGCCUAAUGAAACAUGAGAUUUGAAGAUUAAAUCUAUGAUAUUAAGUAAGAAUCAGGGUGGGUCUGAUAAACAUUCAAAAAUUUUCCCUUUUCAACUUUGUUUUUUGAUUUUUGAGAGAGAAAAAAAAAACAGUCAUUAAACAAAGUGACCAAUUUAUUUGAAUAAGAAUCUACUUGCUGCAAAAUGAGCCAAUAGGACAUCACCAUGACCUUGGCCACACCUUGGAAUUACUGGUUUGCAGCAUUAUUUCCCUAUCCUUCUGAAACCUAUUCAACAUGAUACCAAACAAUAGUAAUUCUGGCAAGCGUCCUUCUAUAUACACAAAGAAAAAAAAUAUUUCAGAGCUUUGCAUGUGAUAACCCAAGUGUCACAGACAGAAUUUAGCUCAUACAGUACCAACACUCACUGGAUUCAACAUUACAAUAUGGCUUUAGUUUUUAGAACUAUGGCACAAUUAGUUGGACUUUCAUUAUCCUUGCUGGGAUGGAUUUUAUCUUGUCUCACAACUUACUUGCCACAGUGGAAGAAUCUCAACUUAGAACUAAAUGAAAUGGAGAACUGGACCAUGGGACUCUGGCAGACUUGUGUUAUUCAAGAGGAAGGAGGGAUGCAGUGUAAGGAUUUUGAUUCAUUCUUGGCUUUGCCUGCUGAGCUGAGGAUCUCCAGGAUUUUAAUGUUCCUAUCAAAUGGAUUUGGAGUUCUGGGCCUGUUGACAUCAGGAUUUGGUUUGGAUUGUUUAAGGAUUGGAGAAGGGCAAGGAGAGCUCAAGAAGCGGUUGAUGAUCCUGGGAGGAAUUCUGCUGUGGCUUUCAGGAAUUACAGCCCUUAUCCCAGUAUCUUGGGUUGCCCACAUCACAGUUCAGGAAUUUUGGGAUGAGACCAUUCCAGAUAUUGUUCCCAGAUGGGAGUUUGGAGUAGCUCUCUUUGUUGGCUGGUUUGCUGGAUUUUUUCUCAUUAUUGGAGGUUCUUUACUUAAUUGUGCAGCCUGUUUUACUCAAAUAUCUCCAUCCUUUGAUCAUUAUACAGUGGCAGAACUUCAAGAUCCAAUUCAAAAUCUGGAGAUGAAAAAUACCCCUCUGAAAAUCUAAGAAAAAGGCAACGGUCUUUCUUAAAUUAAAUUUUCUAUACAAGAUACUUGUUCAGCUCUGGAUUGGAUACAAUUAUCUGCUCUAUGGCCAAAUGUCUAGUAUGUUCUUUAAUUUUCUAAAAUGCAUUCUUCCUUUGGCCAUUAGGGUUUGAAGCUAUGAUCUUCUUCUGAGACUGAAAAAUCAUUUUCAUCUUCCACUCUGAGACCUAAACCAAUCAAGACCAUUGAUGUGACCUAUUUUCAUUGCAUUUGAUGAGUUCCUCUAAAUUUUUAAAUACUUUUGGUGAUCGCACUGAACCGGUAAAUAAAACAUUCUAUUAGUUUGUCUAUACUUAAGGGUUAUACACCAAAUACCCACUUGAAAUGUACUUGCUAAUCAUUGCAGCACCUUGUGUUUUCACAUGACCUGUUACAAUGAAACCACAGUAUAAGGUCCAUUGCACAAAUGUUUUCUUUAUAUUAGUGCCAAUUUUUUUUUUUCCCACAUUCAAAGUCAUUUUCUGCUCUUUAAAAGCUUAAAAAGGAGGGGAGGGGAGAUGUUUGAUGAAUUUUUUUAAUCCACUAAAGGCUCCAGUGCCUAUGUUUUUAUGUUUACAAAAGAGCCAAUUGCUUUCAUCAACGCCUCCCAACAUAGUGAGAACAGAGAAGGACCAUUGUAGGAUAGGCAAAAAAUUGAGGAGCUAUUAUUGAAGACUGAAGAAAAAUAUGCUCAAGAUUUCAUCAAGUGAAAGUGUUUCUACCGGUCCCCAUUCAAGGGUCUGUAUCACAACCCACCACUCACUAUGGUACAGCUCUCAGUGGCAUUUGCAGAACAAUACUGAACAGAAAACACCCAAGCACUCAGUAAUGGGAUUCUUUGCCCAGGAUACGUCUCUCUGGGUUGUGCCAGUGUGUAAUUAGUCUUAUUACAAAACUCAUUUUCUGAAGCCUUUUGCUGACUCCCAGAAUGAAAACAUGCUUAAAAAUGUUGAGUUCCUUAUCAGUGAUUCACAUUGACCUAUGAAGAACCAUAGAAAAACAAACUGUUGGCAGGGGGAAUUUUUAAUAAGCACAUUUAUACUUGCCAUAUAAAGAUUUCAUGCAAACUCUUCUGCUCCAGCCAAAGAGGGAGAUCUUAUCUGUAUAAUCCGAUGCUCAAAUAAAAUACCAGGCAACGAGUAUCUUUGUUAAAAAAUUGUAUUUUUUUCCCCAAUCACAAACACAUGGAAAGUGCAGAGACAAAAGUUAAUCUAUGUGAUGUAUUUGCAUACUUUUACAAACAAGACAAAUUAGAACAGAAAACACAUUCAGAAUUUAACCUGAUUAAAUAUUUAGUUCAGUCCUGAGCAUUUGAUAUUUAAUACAGUAUAGAUAAAGCAAUAGCAAAAAAAAAAAAGAUUUUUAAAAUUACUUGAUUUGUAAUUUACAAAAUUCAGCUAAACUUUGUUCAUUUGGCUAAUAACAAUAUUGUUCUUGUGUAUGUAAUACUUAAGAGUUUGAUAUGCAAAACUGCAAUAACAUAUUGACAAUUGAAACAGGAGAUCUAAAUAUUGUAUUGGUUAUACUCUUUCAAGAGUAAAUUCUAUUUUUAAAAUAUUUGUAAGAUUAAAAUUCAUGAAUUAUCCAUUUUUGAUCAGUUAACUAACUUUUUUUCACUGUGAAUAAUUUGGGUUAGUACAAAAAUAACAAAAUUGUUAAAAGCUGCCCAUAAAUAUGUAUGUUAUGUAUGUAACAUUAUGGCUGAUUUUCAAAGUGAGGGAAAAGAGACAUGUUAAAAAUGUUCUUCAUUUUUAAAAUGAGUAAAUUUUUAAAAAUCUUUUUUAAAAAUUUUGAUCUUGGCCAUAUCUAUUAACAAAUAGCCUGAGAUAGUUUUUAUUCUUUACUAUUCCUCCAAAUUUUUAAAAAAGUUAUAUAUAAUUAACAGCUAUUAUGGGAGGACUCAUAAAGCUAAAUAUGAUCCAGUAUGGCCUCUUUCAUGUCAGAUAUUUUAAAUGACCAGAACUGAACUAUAUUAAACAGAACAUAAAUAAGACUGUAAAUAAAUAAAGAAAAUAAAAUCAUACAGCACAACUACACAUCAUUCUAGACACAUUUUACAGAAAUAGACUAAGAAGUUGAAAACAGUCGACCUUCAUUUAACCUCAUAUUAAAUAAACUUCAAAACUUCUGCAGUUCACAUUUGACCUUACAAGGAUGAAUGGUAUUUAUUUUUGUUGGUUUUCAUACAUCUUAAAAAGACAGAAUUAAGAGGGCAACCUUGAAAAAUCUUGGUUCACUCACUUAUUCAAAGCAAUCCAGUUAUGUCUUUUGAAAAUAAUAAUUCACAUUGCUUUGCUUUGAAUGCACUGGUACAUCAACAGCUCAAAAAUAUGGCUAAGUGGUUUUUUUGUACAGAAAUUAUAGGUACAGAAUUUGCUGGCCUUGAUGUUUUAGUGACAUUAAAAAAGAAAAAAAAAAAGUUCUUUUCAAGAUAAAUUACUUGUUUGUGUAAGGAUUCUAGCUUAAGAAUAAAAACACUGGUUCAAAACCACUCUGAAUGUGAUUUCUUUUUCUUGAAUGUGAUUUUAAAUCCCAAAUAAAACUGAUUUAGGUUCCUCUCAUACAAAGGUUAUUGAAAUAUUGUUUCAUCAGAAUUAAGAGAGUAGAUGAUAAAGAGGCUGAUAUUAAUUUAAUUUACAACUGCAUAUAGCGUUUUUCUUUUAAAGCUCUGUCAUUUACAAUAUUGACCCUGAAAUGGCUAUAUUAAGAACUUGCUUCUUUUAAAAAGGAACUGGUUUAAGUAAAGUUAAAGGUUCUAUUGUGAAAACCCAACAACUCUAUUUCUGGAUACCUGUUUAUCUGGAUCUAGUUUAAAAGCAAACUACUUUUACAGAAAGAAAUACAACUAGUUGGGGUGAAUUUCUGCCAAUUGUUCUUUUAGAAAACCCUUCAGACUUUCAAACAUUCUGGUCCAUGAAGCGCUGGUUUGAAUUCUGCAUAUAGUGCUUUUCUUUUGAGUCAUAAUUUAGAUCUCAAAAAGAAAGAUAUCCUGGUACUUGGUCACUGGUUUUCUCACAAAAUUUAUUUGGUAAUUUUUCUCUGCCUCACUAGUUUUGAUGGCAUUGUAAAUGAAAUCACGCCUCAUUCUUCUAGUCAGUAAUACUAUGAUGCUUGUGGCAGAACAUUACUAAUAUCUCUAAAAGUGAUUACACCUCAAAGUAAGUGCUAGCUGUGAGCACUUGUGUAAAUUCACCCUCAAGUUUUAAGAAGCAGCUGCCCAUCAGGUGGUUUUAUUUUCCUGAAUUUUAGUUAUUUACUAUCCUCUUUAAGUAUCUUUCUCCCUUUGAUGAAAUAACAAGUUACAAAAUCUUUAGUGCAGCCAAAAGUACUGUACAUUCACACAGUUAUAUUUAUUCCUGCAUUCAGUACUAAAAUGUUAACUAUUUUACUUAGACAAAUAUAAAAGGCCCAAAAAAAGAAGGAAUUUUUUUAAGGAAACAAAAUGUUCUAAUAUAAGUAAUAGAAAUUAACCCAGCACCUGUUUGGGAUGGCCUUACAGCCCUGGAAAGAAGCUUAUUAGAUGCAUGUUGAAUUCAAACUUAAAGAGUUAUACUCUUCUUGUAUAAAAAUAUUGCAUGGCACAGUUGCCAUCUUCACAGUCUACUCACAUGAAAAGAGGGGAAGAGAGAAAUCUUUUGACUAUAGUAUUUCUCAACAGUGCAGUUCAACAGGAUACACACUGGGUAUUUGUCUGUACUCCAUCUUUACAAAAUAAAAGCCCACAUGUGAUGCACACUAAACUGUACAACAUCUGUGUACCAGAAUUAUUCCAUUUUGGACAUUCAAUUUUUUUCCUUUUUUUUUUUUUUU
This is a messenger RNA of Antechinus flavipes (yellow-footed antechinus), 5074 nucleotides long. It is a transcript of the gene CLDN22, whose product is annotated as claudin 22. NCBI's taxonomy places the organism in Eukaryota, Metazoa, Chordata, Mammalia, Dasyuromorphia, Dasyuridae. Gene Ontology annotation, molecular function: structural molecule activity. Gene Ontology annotation, cellular component: plasma membrane; bicellular tight junction. The coding region runs from base 585 to 1247 and encodes 220 amino acids. The transcript has a single exon. The record is from RefSeq and is a predicted model, not a curated record. Gene Ontology annotation, biological process: cell adhesion; bicellular tight junction assembly.